GAUGUUCGAGUUCGACCAUGUGUUCAUAUCGAAACAGUUUUUAUUUGACCGAUUAUAAGAUUAUGUAGUCCUAAAAUCCAAGCCUUCAAAUUUUCCCUUUCAAAAAGUACUAACGCCUCCGCUAGUAAGAAUAUUACUAAAUGUAAAAUAUUUAAGUAUCAUAGUACAAUGAAAUAAUUGGUAUCACGAUAUCGUAUCUCCUAGUAGGCAACGUUAUCUGCGUGAUAAACGUGCACAAUCAAAUGUUAUAAAUGUCAAUUCAAUAAAUAAAUUUGGUGAUAUAAUUCAAUAGUUGAGUCAAUAUAAGAUCUGUAAAAAUGAGAAACAAAAAAUACGGCAUUUUAUUUUCGUUAUUUGCAAUGAAUUUGGUUGACCAGCCGGCACCUGAGGUGAAGAUUGAUCAAGGGAUGUUAAGCGGUAAAAUCAAUGGCGAUGGAACGGUUUUUGAAUACGUUGGCAUUCCUUACGCUACUACCAACAUGGAGUCAAGGUUUAAGGCACCGUUGCCGCCACCAAAAUGGGAUGGAGUAUUUAAAGCCGUUGAUGAAAUCCAUCAAUGUCCACAAAAUACUCCUUUAGGAGUACGAGGCACCGAAGAUUGUUUAAAAAUCAAUGUUUACGUACCAGCUCACGCUGAAGGUCCCCUUCCUGUCAUGGUUUACAUUCAUGGAGGUGCAUUUAUUUUAGGAGAUGGAGGAAAGCUGAUAUAUGGUCCUGAUUUUUUAGUAAAACAAAAUGUCAUACUAGUGACAUUCAAUUAUAGGCUUGGAAUACUGGGUUUUUUAUGUUUAGGCACCGAAGACGCUCCAGGUAACGCGGGAUUGAAAGACCAACUGGCAGCAUUAAGAUGGAUUAAAAAUAACAUUUCGGCGUUUGGAGGAGACCCAGAUAAUGUGACGAUAUUUGGAACUAGUGCAGGAGCAGCAUCUGUAUCUAUACUGUUAGCAAGCGAAACAACAAAUGGUCUUUUCAAAAGAGCUAUUAUGCAUAGCGGAACAUCUAUAACUAGUUGGGCUACCAGUUAUGACCCAUUAUUAAUAGCACGUAAACAUGCUAAAUUACUGGGCUUUGAUUCCAAAGAACCAAAAGAAUUGUAUGAUUUAUUUUCAAAAAUGCCUUAUGAAGACUUGCUGUCAGUAUUAUCUGCUUUUACUUUGGUGUCGAUUGUUAACCAAAAACUUAUGCAUGUGCCAUGUGUUGAGAAAAGUUUUCCUGAAAUAGAACCUAUCUUGACAGAAUUGCCUUAUAAUUUGAUAACUAAGAACCCAAAGAACAUUUCGCUGAUGUACUCUUCUACAGAUAAGGAAGGGUACUUUUUCGUUAAUGAUGAAACAGAAGAAUCACUCAAAAUGAAUAAUGAAAAAACCAUGUACGGAGACAACUUGAUAUUUAAAACUGAACAAGAAGAAAAAGAGGUUGACCGCAAAGUUAAGGAAUAUUAUUUCGGCAAGACUGAAAUCUCUCAUAACAAUAUAAUGAAUUUAUCUCAAUUGUAUACGGAUAUAUAUUUUGAAGUACCUGCGGCAAUAGAAUCGGAGAUAUAUGCUCGAAAUAUUGACGCUCCUGUAUAUUACUAUUACUUCACUUACGAUGGAGACAGAAAUUUAGUUAAAAAAAGUACAAAGUAUAAGAAUGAACCUGGUGCGUGUCAUGGAGAUGAUCUUCUAUACAUAUUUAAUGGGAUGAUAUUACCAUACAGAAUAAAGGAAAGAGAUCAAAUUAUAAUUGACUGGAUGGCAAAACUACUCACAAAUUUUGCCAAAUAUGGAGAUCCCACCCCGAAUACAUCGAACGAUCUUCCAGUAAAAUGGGUCCCACACAGCAAAAAUAAGAUCAACAUUCUAGAGAUAAAUAAAGAACUAAAGAUGACGUCACUUCCAAAUCCAGGCGCAUAUCAAUUCUGGAAAGAAAUUUACGAUAAGUAUAGAAAUGUCAAAGUAAAUUUAUGAACACGUGAAUAAUGAAUAAGGGAGUUCUAGAAUAAAAGACAAAGGUCUCCGUUAUAAAUUCAAUACUUCCUGUACAAGGUAUGAAAAAAACAAUUUAGUCACCCUUAUUUGUAACGUACUGCACAAGUACCAUUUUUAAAUAAUAAACGCUUACCUGCAUCACUGAAAGUAU
Molecule: messenger RNA, 2121 nt
Organism: Trichoplusia ni (cabbage looper)
Lineage: Eukaryota; Metazoa; Arthropoda; Insecta; Lepidoptera; Noctuidae
Product: juvenile hormone esterase-like
Exons: 4
Coding region: 318-1949 (543 amino acids)
Source: RefSeq, a predicted model, not a curated record